AUGUCGUUACUUAGGACUUUUCAAAACCAAGCUCGCAUUGUUACGCUUUUCACUCACAUAUCUGAACGACCAAAUACGUUAUCCAUAUCAAAGGCGUUAAAAGAGUCCGAUGCGCCUACGAAGUUUAUGAUCCAAGUAGCAAGAGAGUUUCCAACUCUUGAUCAACUAAAAUACAUGCGGGAAAUCAACUCUGGACUACUUGGAAUGCAAGUUAUAAAUGCGGAAGACAUUAUGGCAAAACCUUCUUUCGAUCCCGUAUUUCGCAGUUCACUUAGUGAGUGCGUCAAAAAGGGUAUAUGGAAUAAUAAUACUGGAAUAUGGGUUGACUGGGAAAAAAAAUUAAUGGGUAAGUACUUAGUGCAUGGACAGUGA
Eremothecium sinecaudum is the source of this 372-nucleotide messenger RNA. It is a transcript of the gene FMP46, whose product is annotated as putative redox protein. The transcript has a single exon. The record is from RefSeq and is a predicted model, not a curated record. Gene Ontology annotation, cellular component: mitochondrion. The coding region runs from base 1 to 372 and encodes 123 amino acids. Gene Ontology annotation, molecular function: oxidoreductase activity. Lineage: Eukaryota; Fungi; Ascomycota; Saccharomycetes; Saccharomycetales; Saccharomycetaceae.